This is a messenger RNA of Durusdinium trenchii, 1584 nucleotides long. Lineage: Eukaryota; Dinophyceae; Suessiales; Symbiodiniaceae. The record is from the annotation of a GenBank genome assembly.
AUGAGCGGCUCGGCGCUUUUCGUUCCGCGGCGCGCGGGGACGGCACGCGAGGAACGUGGUGGAGCGUGGUGGACCGACACGUUUUCCACGUUGGACUUCCAGGAUUUCUGCGACUUCUGCGAACGCUACCAGAACUACGAGCGCGAGGUGGUGCGGGUGAAGAUUGAAGAGUGGAUCUCGCGGAAGGCGAAGCCUUCCGAUACCUUCGACUGUGAGGAAGUGCAGGGGUUCUUCAAGAGCAUGGGCAUCAUUUGCCUGAAGGAGGGGAACCAGCAGAGGAGCCCCACUGAAAGCAAGCGACGCAAGAACGGCCGAGUCCAGCGACACACACGUGAGAACGGCCGAGAGGUCCGAGAACACCAACGAGUCUCGCGAGCAGGUGGCGUGGCGGGCGGCUCUGAUUUGGCGAAUCGGUGGAGAGGGUCGAGUUUGGGGUGGUUUGCUUUGUCUCCUCGGCGGGUCGCUCUGGUGCACCCAAUCGAUCCGGCGACGGAUGUUGCGACGCAGCUCGGAGCGGUGGCGUGGCGGGUUCGGGAGCUGCUCCGGUUUUUGGCCGCCUAUCGAGCCGUGGAGGGCUUCACCAAGAAGGAAUUGGCGCGCAUGCAACGGAUCUUCGAUGCGUGCGAGGCGGAGCCGCAGCUGAAGACGGCCUUUGAGAUGCGCUCCGAGAGGCAUAUCAAGGCCAAGGAGCUUUGCUCCGGUCUUUUGAAGUUCGGUGGCCUCUACUGCGCUGAGCAGCUCCGCGAGCUCUUGAACAAGAUGGAAGAGAGCCUCGAGGGGGAAAAGAUCGUUCCGGUGCAGUUCUACGAGUUCUUGGUGUGCUGCCGGCGAUUGCAGGACAUGGUGCUGAACUCAGCCAUGGAGGAGUUCGAUAAUUUGGAUGCAGAUGAGGAUGGCAUUAUUGAGGGCGAAGAACUUCGAGAAUUCUGCAAACCCUUGGGCUUCACGCUCUCCAACGAUGAAUGGGAAGAGCUUCUUGAAGAGCAGGAGGUCUCCCCAGACGAUGACAUCGACUUCGAGGGAGCCUGGAACUUUUUGAAAGGUGUGCAGAGGAAGAAUGGCUUCACUCAAACGGAGCAGGAGGAGUUGGACGAAGCCUUUCAUCGCUUCAGCGAUGACACAGGAGAACUGCAGAACUUGAAGGUCCAGGAUCUCUUGACCUACAUCGGCUUCCAAACCAGCGUGGAAGAUGUGCAGUCCAUGGUGAGGCGGGUGGAUUUCAACUCCAACAAGACCAUGGACAAGGACGAGUUCCUGCGGCUCAUGCGCUUGCAACGUGAAACCACGCUGGGCUCCUACACCGCGGCCUACACCAAGAACCGCCUCUACGCCCGCAACGCGGCGCCCCCCGCAGAGAUCCAACGCGUCUUGGAGGUGGCGGGGCACCGGCCGAAUGUGUUGAUCCUAAACCAAGCGCUGCAGCUGGUGGAGGACAGCAGUGGACGGACGCCAGGAGCAGCCGUCGCUCUCCUUCGAGGGAUUUCUGAAGGUGGCGGAUUUCUGCCGGAAGACCAUCCCGCAGGAGAACCGGAAAUUCGCGCACUUCACCCUGCAGGAGAUCGAGGAUCUGCGACGGUCCUUUGA